AUGGAAGAUGAUAUAUGUCCAAAAUUUGAUCUUUUGAGGAAGUAUUUACCCGAUGAAUCAAAUAAAAAUGGAGAAAUUGAACUUAAUGAAAUUAAAGAUUACGAAAAAUACUGUCCUGGUCAUAACUGCAAUACUGAAAUCGAAAAAAUUACGAUUGGAUUUUUAUGGUUACUUGGACAAUGUUAUUCUGCAUUAAAAAAUAAAAGUCAUAAUAAUACUAAUGCAUUUUUUAUAUAUUUGAUUUCAUGGUUUAGUUACAAAUUAAAGCAAAACAUAGGGAACAAUGCCAUCACAAUAAAAGAUUUUUAUAAUAAUAGUGUAAUUGGUAGUGGUAAAUAUAGUAAAUUUACAACUGAUGCCUAUAAAAUUUCAGGUUUUGACGAAUUCAUGGAUGAACAAAAUGAUUUGAUGAAUAUUAAUAUUGAAGAUAUGUCUAAAUUUUAUGAUGCAUUUAAAUUAUUAUGUAAUAUGUAUUAUAAUUAUACAGCGAAUCAAAAUGACACCAUACUGUUAAAUAGUGCAAAUGAUUUUGUUGAAAAAUAUACAAACCUUAACAAUAACUGUAAUAUUGAAGGUACCGCACGUAGUAAAAUAUUUUCUGCUUUAUCAACUAAUUAUGACAAUUUUAAAAAUCAUUGCAAUAGCAAAGGUGUUAAAUGUAAAGAUUUUCCAUCCCUUCCAGAGAUAACAAAAUUUUCUGCACUAUCAUCUGGAUAUACAUCAAGUUCGUCGAUAGGAAAGAGAUUAUUUACAGUUUUAUCGAUAUUUGGUACAAUAGCAUUUUUGUUAGGAAUUUCUUAUAAGUAUUCGCUAUUUGGAUUUCGGAAACGAGUUCAAAAACAAAAAUUAAGAGAAAAAAUAAAAAACAUAAAGAAAAAAAUUAAUCAUUAA
Molecule: messenger RNA, 891 nt
Organism: Plasmodium yoelii
Lineage: Eukaryota; Apicomplexa; Aconoidasida; Haemosporida; Plasmodiidae
Product: PIR protein
Exons: 3
Coding region: 1-891 (296 amino acids)
Source: RefSeq, a predicted model, not a curated record